This is a messenger RNA of Capsicum annuum, 381 nucleotides long. RefSeq names its product F-box protein SKIP19-like. NCBI's taxonomy places the organism in Eukaryota, Viridiplantae, Streptophyta, Magnoliopsida, Solanales, Solanaceae. Gene Ontology annotation, molecular function: protein binding. The record is from RefSeq and is a predicted model, not a curated record.
AGUCUAUUAGCCCUUUCUAUAAAGUAAGUGGACCUAUCUCAGCCUAACAAAAACUCAAAAAUGGAAGAUAUGGAAUGUCCAAUUGCUCCGCCGUGGCUAGAAUUACCACCGGAGAUAACAACAACAAUACUCCAAAAGCUAGGUCCAAUAGAAAUACUGAAAAAUGCAGACAAAGUAUGUACAACUUGGAGCCGAUUGUGCCAUGAACCGGCUAUAUGGCGUGUCAUUAAAAUGCAAAAUGCCGGCGCUGAUUUCGGGGACAGGGAAGAUGACUUAGAGAGGAUGUGCCGACAAGCUGUGGAUCGGAGCUGGGGUCAAGUAAUUGAGAUCAGUCUCGAGUACUUUGGAAGCGACAAUUUGCUCAAUUACAUCGCUGAAAGG